Messenger RNA from Spizellomyces punctatus DAOM BR117, 1761 nucleotides. RefSeq lists its product as uncharacterized. The transcript has 14 exons. Lineage: Eukaryota; Fungi; Chytridiomycota; Chytridiomycetes; Spizellomycetales; Spizellomycetaceae. Gene Ontology annotation, biological process: UDP-alpha-D-glucose metabolic process; glycogen metabolic process. Gene Ontology annotation, cellular component: cytoplasm. Gene Ontology annotation, molecular function: UTP:glucose-1-phosphate uridylyltransferase activity. The coding region runs from base 46 to 1611 and encodes 521 amino acids. The record is from RefSeq and is a predicted model, not a curated record.
UGCCUCACCAACACUUAUUGCUCAACUUUCAAACGUUUUGUAAACAUGGCAAACGGAAGAACACUCCUAGCCCUUAAUGGCGAGGAAAUACCCGGUAGCCCAACCGACUUGCGGGCAAGGGCUCGAGAACACAGUCGAGCACUAUCGUUGCUGGGUUUCCAAGAAACAACGUCAACUAUCGCAGCGUCUACUAUGCGGAAUGAGCUUAACAAGCUUGUUGACAUGGUCCCAGAAGGGCCUCAGCGGGAAGCUUUCACUCUGGAAAUGGACGGAUUCUACGCACUCUUUGUACGAUAUUUGGCUCAGAAAGCCAAAAGCCAAACUCUAAAUUGGAACGAAGUCAAGUCGCCGGGGCCAGGCGUGAUCAAGUUGUACAAAGACCUUCCGAAAGUGGCACCCACGGAAAAAUCUGGCGUCUUGAAUAAACUAGCAGUUCUGAAGCUGAAUGGUGGGCUAGGUACCACAAUGGGUUGUGUGGGACCCAAGAGCGCCAUCGAAGUCAGAGACGGGAUGACCUUUCUCGAUCUCACGGUUCGCCAAAUCGAGUACCUUAACAGCCAGAACAAUGUGGACGUGCCGCUCAUCCUAAUGAAUUCCUUCAACACCGACAGUGAUACCCACCGCAUAAUCCAAAAGUACCGCGGCCACCAAAUCAAGCUCCUGACGUUUAACCAGAGCCGAUUCCCCCGUAUCUCUAAAGAUUCGCUUCUACCAAUGCCAAAGACCCCCGAUGGUAAACCUGGAGACUGGUAUCCGCCUGGACACGGUGAUCUGUUCGAAGCACUCGCAAACUCUGGGCUCUUGGAUCAGCUACUUGAACAAGGAAAAGAAUAUUUAUUUGUCUCUAAUGUUGACAAUUUGGGCGCCACAGUUGAUACCACUAUUUUGAACCAUCUCGCAAAGUCCGGCGCAGAAUUCAUCAUGGAAGUGACCGACAAAACGAAGGCGGAUGUUAAAGGUGGUACUCUCAUUGAAUAUGAGGGGACGGUACGGCUCCUGGAGAUUGCUCAGGUUCCAUCGGCAUAUGUAGACGACUUCAAAUCUAUCAAAAAGUUCAAGAUCUUUAACACGAACAACCUUUGGAUCUCCUUGAAAGCUAUCAAGCGAAUCAUCGACAAUGACGAGCUAAGCAUGGAAAUCAUCGUAAAUCACAAGACAGACGCCAGCGGCGAAAAGGUCAUCCAAUUGGAAACAGCCGUCGGAGCAGCGAUCAAGCAUUUUGAGGGGGCUCACGGGGUCAAUGUCCCCAGAAAUCGUUUCUUGCCUGUGAAAAGCACAUCGGAUCUCUUCUUGGUCAUGUCAGAUCUCUACAAACUCGAACACGGCGAGCUUACCAUGAAUCCGUUAAGGCAAUUUAAUUCCGUUCCACUUGUAAAGCUGGGUGAUCACUUCAAAAAGGUGGCUCAUUUCUUGUCGCGGUUUCAAGGAACACCACAUAUCCUUGGGUUGGAUCAUUUAACAGUAACGGGCGACGUCACCUUCGGGCAUGAUGUUGUACUUGAAGGCACCGUCAUCAUUGUGGCGAACCAUGGAUCAAGGAUUGAUGUACCAUCCGGCUCUAUUUUGAACGACAAGGUAGUAUCUGGCAAUUUGCGAAUUUUGGACCAUUAGUUGGACACAGUAGAAGUACUACGUAUGUGUGUUAUUGAAGCUGGUCUUGGAACGCAUUUUGAAAAACUUUAUGGUACAUUUACGGAAUCUCAUAUCGCUUUAACCAUACGCCAUUUACGCUAAAAGCGGUUUUCACGCUUGAUUGGUAAG